AGCUCUCUCUCUCUCUCUCUCUCUUCCUUGUCGCCUUCCUUUUAUACUCUCUCUCUCUCUCUCUCUCUCUCUCUCCUUCUGAUUCUUCGGUGCCAAAUGUGGAAAAGAUCCCAAAAUUCGACUGUGAAGGUAAGUUCGGCAGAUCUUUUUGUAUUCGUUUUGUAUGAUUUCCCAGCUGCUGUUUGCUUGUUGCAGAGCUACGAGAGAGAAUUGAUUUGGGAAAUGAGCAAAGCGCAGUCGCCUGAGCCUCUGGAUUUCUUCAUCUGGACUGUUGAGGAUGUUGGUAGGUGGUUGGAAGAGAUAAACUUGGGAAGCUACCGCCAGAUUUUUAAAGAAAAUGGGGUCAAUGGCGAGUAUCUGGAAAGCAUGUCCACGUUCACCACCGAGCAGAUACUUCGGUUUAUCAGAAAGUGCCACAUGAAAUGGGGGGACUUCAUUACGCUCUGUAAAGAACUCCGGCGGAUUAAGGUGGCAUGCUUGAAAGGCGAUCAGAAGGUCCGGAGGCCAUGGUGGGCUCCGUCGUGCCUCUCAAUAGUCUCUGGGAAGGCAGCGGAGCGCAGCAGACAAUCCAGGGUCGUCUCUCUAAAGCUAGAACCGUGAUGUGCGAUGUGGUUUGCCGACAUGAAGGCUUCCUCGUGGAAUGGAAGUGAAAGCAGGAGCGGUGCUUCCUUUGGUCCCUUCCUGGAGAACCAUCACUCGCCUUCACGGAUUACGUGCUGUGCGCUUUUCUGUUAACUUCUUGUACAUGUGUUGAAUGCAUUUGCCGUAAUAUUUGAAGAACAGUAUCAUGUCGUCGCGAACAAAAAGUACGCAGACACUGUGGUUUGUUGCGUGAAAUCUUUACGUACCGAAGGCCAGAGUUGUUCCUU
This is a messenger RNA of Rhodamnia argentea, 869 nucleotides long. RefSeq lists its product as uncharacterized. The transcript is spliced from 5 exons. The coding region runs from base 97 to 600 and encodes 167 amino acids. Gene Ontology annotation, molecular function: protein binding. The record is from RefSeq and is a predicted model, not a curated record. NCBI's taxonomy places the organism in Eukaryota, Viridiplantae, Streptophyta, Magnoliopsida, Myrtales, Myrtaceae.